Stegodyphus dumicola is the source of this 4265-nucleotide messenger RNA. RefSeq names its product divergent protein kinase domain 2A. The record is from RefSeq and is a predicted model, not a curated record. Lineage: Eukaryota; Metazoa; Arthropoda; Arachnida; Araneae; Eresidae.
GCAUUUUCUCAAACAGAAGGUUGGCCUUUCCCUCAUUAUUAUGGAUCUUGUGGCCGUAUAAUUGUUGAAGAAUAUGUAGGGAAAACUUUAGCUUAUUUUGAAAAUUCACCUUGGAAACAAAGGAUUGAUAUUGCUUAUCAACUGCUGCAGAUAUCUCAGAUGUUAACAGAAAACUCUUUAGAGUUUGCCUUGUAUAUGACUGAUGUAAAUAUGGACAAUUUUGCCGUACGCUCAGAUGGAACAGUUUUACUUGUAGAUAUUGAAAAUAUUGUCAUUGUUGAUCGUUUAAUGGUACAAAAAGGAAAGAAUUAUUCAGGACAACUUCAUCAAAGUGGUGAAUUUUGCAAAGACUGCUUGAGUUUCUCUUAUGAAGACCUGUGCAAUCAUGAUCUAUCAGAUCACAAUUAUUAUGCCAUUUGUAAAGGGCUGUUGGUACCCAAUUCAUAUUACUCUGCAAAAGGACUUCUGCACAAUAUACCUGAAACAAUAAAUAUGCAGACAAACUUAUCAGCCCUAGUACAUGAAUGUGCUAAUCCAUCCGUGGCCUUCAAUCGUUUUCAUGUUGUCCCAAAAAUUUUACAGGUUAUGAAGUCACUACUUUGAUAUAAUUUUUUUAUUAUAUCUACCUCUUUUACAAUCAUCAGUACUUAAAAGAUGCCUCACUUGCCAUAUUUUUGCUUAAUUUAAUGAUUGGUAUCAUUACUUCUGUAACUCCAAAUGCUCACAUUUGCAUUUCUUGGAUUUCUAAUGUAUCUGUAUUGUACGUGUAUAAUACAGAUAUUUAAUCAUAUAAUACAGAUAUUUAAUAUAUACUAUAUAUACUAUUAUAAUAAUAAUUGUGUAUAUAAUACAGAUAAUUAAAUCAUAUCAACUUUAACAAAAUCUGUAUAAAUGCUCGUUGGAGACAAUGAGAACAAAGUAUUAAAACAUGCCUCAUCCUGUAUACAGAAAGUCCAAAACUUGCUCAAAUUGAAGGAUAGUUGUAAUAUUCAUUCCCUGUAUUCCUUUGUGAAAAAUAUUAACAGAAGAUCUAAUAUAGGAAAUCUUGUACAUUUAAAUCUAAUUCAAACCAACAGUGUUAAAAGUUGUUUUUUAUUGUUCUGUCAUUACUGUAGCUAAAGUGGUUAGUAAUUAUAAGCAACAACUAUGUUAUCUCCAGCAAAACCAAGUAUCUCUAAAGGGCAGUUUUACGCUUUUUUUAAAAUAUUUUGAGAUAUAUAUUCUGUUGACAUUGCUAUCUAGAACACUUCAUAACAUAAAUUCAUUCACAUUAAAUGUGUUGUAUGUAAUUAUACGCAACUCUCAUGAAAUCAUGAAAUAUUUUCACAGAUUUUUCAGCCACUUUGCCAGUGAUCAUAGUACAUAGGAUUUAUACAAAUCCUGAAUCAAAGCUGUCAUAGUUUAAUCUAUGAGUAAUGUUAUCUGAAUGAUAAAAUAAUGUUAUCUGAAUUUUUACUUGGCAUAGAUUUUAUAUCAUCAGAUCAUUUCUGUUUAAUUAGUAGUAAUACACUAAGAAUACAGCAUUGGUGCUGUGUCUCAAACCAUAAAGUUAGACUUAAUUUCUUCAAUUCCUUUCUGUCAUAUCUCUACUGAUCCUGGAGAGGGGGAAUCUAUUCCCUUUUCUAAGAAACUUAAUUUUAUUAUCUGAUCAAAUGUUCUGUUUACUUUUUAUUGGUGAAAAUGACAACAGUAGCAAGAUGCAUAUGAUAUAUUUCUCCAAGUAAAAAAAUGUGAUGCUUUAUAGCUUAAAGUCAUACCAGUUAAAUGUUUAGUAGUGUAGACAUUAUUGUUUCCUUUUUGUACUUCUCAAUAUAGCUGGUUUAAUGCUCUAUGAUCUUCACCAAACUAGCAUAUUUCUGUUUUGACUGAAAUUCUGUAGUUUUCAGUGUUCAGCAAUUUGAAAAUUUUUCUAAAAUCAUUACAGGUUAUAAUGCUGUACACCCAUUUUUGCUCGCUCACAAGCAUGGGAGAAUUUCUUGUGAUUCAAAACAAGUAAACUGCCGCUAUUGAAAUAAUUGUUUUUCAUUAAGAAGCAAUGGAAGGCUGCAUGCUCCUUGCUCUCCUUCAGCUGAAAGUAUGUCCAGAGUUGCUAUUUAAACUGAAUCUGGACUCACCGGUGAACAGUAGCUGGGCCCAGUCAUCUUAUCUACACUCACAAUAAAGAGUGUUGUGUACUUUCAUCUGAAAGACACACAGAGCAGUCAUCUUAUCUACAUUCACAGUAAAGUGAGCUGUUGUGUGCUUUCAUCUAAAAGACACAGCGAGCAGGAUGCAACACAGUAAUUUUUAAAAGACUUAUUUUCUUUAAGCCAUUGGUAAGCAGCAAGUUUGUUUAUUGAAGUAUCAGCUACUGCUAACAGAUCCUAAUCCAACUUUCUAGUUGUAUAAUAUCUUUUGUCAACAAUGACAGUAAUGCUCUUGAGAUGGUGCAACUACCUGUGGAUGAUUUUGAUUAGUAAUAUGACUGACUGUUCACUGGUUGAAACUUACAUCUAGAUUCAUGAGAUCAAUUUUGGGGAUACUGAGUUAUCUGGAAGUCUCCAACUCUGUUUAACCUGCUCAUGUCUAUCGGCCACUCACACUUCUAUCCUCCAUCUGACAUGAAGGCAUAAAAAGAACAUGUUGCUGUAAAUCAUCUUGAGUAACCUCAGUGGAGCCAUACAUUGCUUAGGCUUUUCUGCAGUUCUUGGAAUUUCAAGGUUGAAACAAUCCAAGUGCAUGGGAUUUUCAUCAUUUGCCUCAUCUGUAAUGUAAAUGUGAACCAGUUUUCCACUGAAACUCCUCAAAGAAGUUAUCCCCUCCCUUUAGUGCACAGCCAUUACAUACUUUGCUCUGAUACCUGUAAAUUCAUAUUCUGCAAGACAGCUAGAAUCACUAUUUCAUUAUAUCAAAAGGAAAAUCUGUGAGUCUAAAAUACCUAGUUCUUUCAUGUCUUUCAUACAUUAAAUUUUAUAUUAACUGAACUGCUUUCAAUUCAGUGAGUAAUUCAAUGCUGAGUUACACUUUUUAGCAAGCUUUUAAAAUAUUGUACAAAAAAGGAAGCCUUGUACAAUAUUAUUCAGACUUUUAACUUUUCAUAACACUUCAUGUCUUUAAAAGAAAUUUAUUUAACUAGUCGCAUUAGAUAUUUAGCAGAAGGAAUAAAAAUUCUUCUCCUGUAUCUGCAGAUGAUAAAAGCUCUUCUAAAGGGGGGGAUUUUAAAAGAAACAUUAAAUAUAUAUUAUAGCUGUAUGCCUAACUCAUUAUAAUGUUAGUAUAUAUGUAAUAUCUUUCAAUUCAGAUGCAUCUGAAAUGACCUAGAUACCAAAAUGCAUUUAAAAAAAGGAUAACAUGUGUACAAAAAUUCAAGCUUUAUUAAUUGAAGAUAAAUUAAGAUUUUUUUUAUCCCUGUUAAUAAGAAAAAAUUUUUAUGGUAGUCAUAAAUUUGUAACUUAAUAGGAUUACUUUUAACACAAUCUAUCAAUUUGAAUCAGUUGACCUAGAUACUCACUUUUAAAACUCUUUCUUAAAAUAUCUCUUAAAUGUUAUUGACAUCUGAACCUUUUGUUAAGGUUUAUUUUAUUGAUUUGUUUCUUUAACCAUUUGUAUGUUCCUGAUGAAUCUAAACAAUCAUGCUACAAUUCUUAAAAUUUUCGCCAAUGUUGAAAAGUUAACUGCUAUCCAUGAAUUCAUAUCGCUAAUGAAAUUGCAAUUGCAUUGUUGGAAUAGAAUCAGCGUAAGAUUUUUAACUUUUUGCAGGACUAGUUUCGAUGGUUUAAAUACAGAACCAUCUUCCUCAGUUGCCUAAGCAGUUAGGCAACUGAGGCAGAUGGUUCUGUAUUUAAACUAGUCCUCCAAAAAUUUGAAAAUCUCAUGCUGAUUCUUCUUGUCUGACUUUUAAAAUUUAUUCACCGUGUUAUUAAAGAGGUGUUAUAAUAUUAUACCGUGUUAUUACAUAACCUAAAAUAUAGGAGCUGCAAUUUGCAUUUUUUAAGCUUCCUUAAAUUCAGGUUUUGACUGCAAUGUACUAAUUCAGAGAAGUGUUGCUAAAUGCUUUAUCUGUCAGUCUAUUUCCAACUGCAGUCUUCCUAAGAUUUGUGGUAGAAAACAUUUGUUUACAAAUAUAAGAUGAAGCAAACAUAGUACUGAUUUUCUGGGUAUGAGAUAUUAUUAUAAAUUUGGGAAACUUGCUUUCGAUAACGAUUUUUAAAACUCUAUGAAGGAAGAAGACUAGAUAUUGUAAAUGCUGCGAUAAAUAAGUUUCAAUAAACUGUGGUAUAUCGAGA